This is a messenger RNA of Calliphora vicina (urban bluebottle blowfly), 1758 nucleotides long. It is a transcript of the gene BckdhA, whose product is annotated as Branched chain keto acid dehydrogenase E1 subunit alpha. Gene Ontology annotation, biological process: branched-chain amino acid catabolic process. Bases 103 to 1422 code for a protein of 439 amino acids. The record is from RefSeq and is a predicted model, not a curated record. Gene Ontology annotation, molecular function: oxidoreductase activity, acting on the aldehyde or oxo group of donors, disulfide as acceptor. Lineage: Eukaryota; Metazoa; Arthropoda; Insecta; Diptera; Calliphoridae. The transcript is spliced from 5 exons.
UUCGAGGUGGAUAGAAGAAACACGAUCAUAUUUUUAGUUUUUUUAAUUUUUGCAAAUAUAUUCCAAAUUUCCCUUAAUUAUUCCCUUUAUUUUACUAUCAAUAUGUCGUUUCUACGCCAAACUCCAAAUUUACUAAAAUGUGUUGCACGUUGUUCAAAAAUUCAAGGCCAAAUAAAGAAUGUUGCUGCUGUAUCACAAGUUCGUGGCUAUAGCAGCGAUAAUGUAGAACCCUCUUCCAGUUUUCCGGGUGCUAAUGCACCAUUUGUGAAUAAAGCUACUUUUACCAUGCCUACUGAUUAUUCCCCCAUACCCAUUUAUCGUGUCAUGGAUCGCGACGGUAAUAUUAAAGACGAAUCUCAGGAUCCUAAGCUGGACAAAGGUGUUGUUCAGAAAAUGUUUCGUGACAUGGUUUUGCUAAAUACAAUGGACAAAAUUCUGUAUGAAUCACAGCGUCAGGGUCGUAUAUCCUUCUAUAUGACUAACUUUGGCGAGGAAGCCAGCCACAUUGGCAGUGCAGCAGCCCUGAAUAUGUCGGAUUUAAUAUAUGGCCAAUAUCGUGAAGCUGGUGUUUUGGUAUGGAGAGGAUUUACGAUCGAACAAUUUUUAAAUCAAUGCUAUGGUAAUGACCUGGAUGUUGGUAGAGGCAAACAGAUGCCUGUCCAUUAUGGCUCUAAAGAAUUGAAUUUCGUGACAAUUUCCAGUCCUCUGUCCACACAGAUGCCUCAAGCUGUUGGUGCUGCCUAUGCCAUGAAACGUCGUCCCAAUAAUGACAGCUGCGUUGUGUGCUACUUUGGUGAAGGUGCAGCAUCGGAAGGCGAUGCUCAUGCUGCUUUCAAUUUUGCAGCCACUUUAGAUUGUCCUGUUAUUAUGUUCUGCCGCAACAAUGGUUUUGCCAUUUCAACUCCAUCUCAUGAACAAUACAAAGGUGAUGGUAUAGCUGCCAGAGGUCCAGCUUAUGGCAUUGCAACGAUCCGUGUAGAUGGCACUGAUGUAUUUGCUGUUUACAAUGGCAUGAAGUUGGCCCGUGAAUAUACUUUGCGUGAAAAUAAACCUGUUAUUUUCGAAGCUAUGGCUUAUCGUGUUGGCCAUCAUUCCACCUCGGAUGACUCGACUGCCUAUCGUUCAGCAGAGGAAAUUGAGAUUUGGAAUUCCACAGAACAUCCCAUUUCCAAACUUAAAAAUUAUAUGAUUAAACAGGGUUGGUUUAAUGAGGAGGAAGAAAACGAAUUUGUUAAAGAUGUGCGCAAGCAGGUUUUAAAACAGAUUUCUGUUUCUGAAAAGAAAUUGAAACCCAGCUAUAAGGAAAUGUUUGAGGGUGUUUAUGAUGUAAUGCCCGAACACUUGAAAGAACAAUUGAAAGAAUUGGAAGAACAUGUAGCCGCUCAUAAAGAUUACUAUCCCGUUAAAAAUUUCAAAGCUUAAUUGAAACGAGGGAGAAUGAAUAAUUUUCUACACCCAUUUCUCAAAUGAACGGACCCAACAAAGAGACUAGUUUAAAGUGCAUUUAUUAGUUUAUUUAAGUAGUACAAGUUAUAGAAAUACAUAUAUGUAAAUAAUUUUAAAGCAAUUAUUAUUUUUGAUUGAGGGUAUAUUUUGCAUAAACAAAUUCUGUAUAAUUGUUGUGAAUUGGACAAAAGUGUAUGUUAUGUUGUAUAUCCUUCAGAUAUCAAUAUCAAUUUAUACAUGUAAAUAUAUUUUGUUUUAGCCGAUUAUUGAAAAUAUACAGAGCAACAGCAGUUAAAUACAAUUAAAAACAAA